AUGCGAUAUAUUCACUUCCCUCGGAAAUUUCAAGAAAAACGCUUUCACUCUAAAUCGCCGAAAAAGACUGCAUCUGCAUAUAUCGAUGCGCAUGUUCAAACCCUCCGUCUGCUUGUCGGCUCACCAAGUCCCUUGAAUUCAAAAUCGGUUUUCGAAUCGAUGUUCGCCAUUUUCCGUGGCAGACGACUCAGGCUUCCACCAGAUCUCUCUAUUUUCGCCACCUCUCGAUUUCGGACUUCUGAAAAUGCAGUCAGGGCGUUCACCACUGGGAAACCACCGCAAGGUGUUCGCGAAAAUGACCCUGUGAAAUCCUUUACCUUCUCCUACCUCGUCAGCUCAUGCGGGUUGGCCCCAGAAGCCGCCGUCCGCGCCUCCAGUAAAGUCCAGCUGAAAUCGCCUGAAAAACCGGACGCGGUCUUGAAUCUCCUGAGAGAGUACGGAUUCACGGCCGCCGACAUCUCUGUAAUGGUCACCCGGUUGCCGAACGUUCUCUCUGCCUGCCCAGACAAAACCCUUUUGCCCAAGCUUGAGUUUUUCGCCUCCAUUGGCGUCCCCCUCCCCAUCCUGGCCAGCAGGCUGUCCCGGUACCCUGGCAUCUUAUGGCGCAGCCUUGAGAACUCAAUCAUCCCGUUAUACGAUUUCCUGAAAAACCUGUUCGGGUCGGAUGAGGGGCCCGUUCAAGUCUUUAAACGGGCUCCCCAGUUCUUCGACUGGGGCCGGACCAACGACAUCUUGUCCAACUUCUCAUUUUUCGUGGCCUGCGGGGUUCCUCGGCCAUCUCUCAUGUCACUGUUCACGUACCAGCCAAGAACGCUCUUGGCUCCUCAGGAGAAGUUAUCCUCGUGCGUGGGUCGAGCAAUAGAAAUGGGGUUUGAUGUGUCCAAUAAUGCAUUUUUUAAGGCCAUUCAGGUUUUGGUGUGUUUGAAUGAGUCGACCCUUAAGCGCAAGAUGGAGGUUUAUAGAAAGUGCGGCUGGUCAGAAUCCGACAUCAGGACCGCCUUUCUGAGUCAGCCGUUUUGUAUGACAUUGUCCGAGAAGAAUAUAGUGGAGUGUAUGGGUUUUCUGGUUGAUAAAUUAGGGUGGGCACCUGGUGACGUGGCCCGUUGCUCUUGGAUUCUUGGGUACAGCCUCGAAAAGAGAAUGAAGCCGAGGUGGGCAGUUGCUGAGGUUUUGAAUGAGAAGGGGCUGAAGAAUGUGACUAUCACAUCCCUGCUGUCAAUGUCCGAGAAGAUUUUCUUGAAGAACUAUAUCGAGAAGUACAAGAAGGAUGUUCCCGAACUUUUGGGCAUUUAUCGAGGUAAUAAAAUCCUGGCUUGCACCUCCUGA
Messenger RNA from Striga asiatica, 1326 nucleotides. The record is from the annotation of a GenBank genome assembly. Lineage: Eukaryota; Viridiplantae; Streptophyta; Magnoliopsida; Lamiales; Orobanchaceae.